UACAUGAAUUUCCAAGUGGUAGACCUGCCUCGGAGCUCUGCCCAAUGAGAUCCGUCAGGGGAGGCACCCGGCUCACUUUUCCACAUCACUUCACAGUUACAUUUGGCAGGCAGGCGGGCUCGCAUGCCGGAGCGCUCGCCCAGAAUUAGUGGAUGGCUUUCGAAUCUCCCUGCCUCUUAGAAGCUCCGCCGCCGCCGCUUUGGGCAUAGACCAGAGCGUCAACACACCAGCUGUACUUUUGGGCUGCGGACACCCCAGAGCCCAGCGCGCCCGCUUCGCGUCUCCGCACUAGGCUCCGCAGUUCCGAGCGGCAUGAGCGCGAUUCAGAGGCGACUACCCGGAGCUCAGGGAUCCGUGGACACUUGCCGCCCUCGGGAGCAGACCCUCAGCUCUUCCAGCCGUUUAUGAAGCCCGAGGCUUGAGUUUUUGUUUUUUUGUUUUUUUUGGUUUUUUUCCCGCAGCCCGGAACCCGACCUGAGAAAUUUCAAUGAAAAGGAAAGCCAAUGGAUCGUGGUCUUUGAAAAGCUGCCUUGACAGUCUGUUUCCUGGUCCUCUGAACACGUGGCCGAGCUGUAAGUAACCGCUCCACACUGCGUGAUGAAUUGGAUGGCUUCAGACCCGAGGCAAAAAAAAUAAUUGUCUCAUUUUCGCGCUGAUUUGCUUAACUGGUGGGACCAUGCCAGAAAGGCUAGCUGAGACGCUCGUGGACCUCUGGACUCCAUUAAUAAUAUUAUGGAUUACCCUCCCCACUUGUGUGUACAUGGCUCCGAUGAAUCAAGCUCCCACGUUAACCACUGGAUCCUCUUUGGAACUAAGCAGGCAGAGUGAAGAACUGCGAAUUUUGAACCGCUCCAAAAGAGGCUGGGUUUGGAAUCAAAUGUUUGUCCUGGAAGAAUUUUCUGGACCUGAACCGAUUCUCGUUGGCCGGUUGCACACAGACCUGGAUCCUGGGAGCAAAAAAAUCAAGUAUAUCCUCUCAGGUGAUGGAGCCGGGACAAUCUUUCAAAUAAAUGACAUAACUGGAGAUAUCCAUGCUAUAAAAAGACUUGACCGAGAAGAAAAGGCUGAGUAUACGUUAACCGCUCAGGCAGUGGACUGGGAGACAAACAAACCUCUUGAGCCUCCUUCCGAAUUUAUUAUCAAAGUUCAAGACAUCAACGACAAUGCCCCAGAAUUUCUCAAUGGACCUUAUCACGCCACGGUGCCAGAGAUGUCCAUUUUGGGUACAUCUGUCACUAAUGUAACAGCCACCGAUGCUGAUGACCCAGUUUAUGGAAACAGUGCAAAGUUGGUUUACAGUAUCUUGGAAGGACAGCCGUAUUUUUCCAUUGAGCCUGAAACAGCUAUUAUAAAAACUGCCCUUCCGAACAUGGACCGAGAAGCCAAGGAGGAGUAUCUAGUCGUAAUUCAAGCCAAAGAUAUGGGAGGACACUCUGGAGGUCUGUCUGGAACCACAACACUUACAGUGACCCUUACUGACGUUAAUGACAAUCCUCCAAAAUUUGCACAGAGUUUGUAUCACUUCUCAGUACCAGAAGAUGUGGUUCUUGGCACUGCAAUAGGAAGGGUGAAAGCUAAUGACCAGGAUAUUGGUGAAAAUGCACAAUCAUCCUAUGACAUCAUUGAUGGAGAUGGAACAGCACUAUUUGAAAUCACUUCUGAUGCCCAGGCCCAGGAUGGUGUUAUAAGACUAAGAAAGCCUCUGGACUUUGAGACCAAAAAAUCCUAUACACUGAAGGUGGAGGCAGCCAAUAUCCACAUCGACCCACGUUUCAGUGGCAGGGGACCCUUUAAGGAUACAGCCACAGUCAAAAUUGUUGUGGAGGAUGCUGAUGAGCCCCCAGUCUUCUCUUCACCAACCUACCUCCUUGAAGUUCAUGAAAAUGCUGCUUUGAAUUCUGUGAUUGGCCAAGUGACAGCACGUGACCCUGAUAUCACUUCAAGUCCAAUAAGGUUUUCCAUCGACCGUCACACUGACUUGGAGAGACAAUUCAACAUCAAUGCGGAUGAUGGGAAGAUAACCCUGGCAACUCCACUGGACAGAGAACUAAGUGUCUGGCACAACAUCACCAUUAUUGCUACUGAAAUCAGAAACCACAGCCAGAUAUCUCGAGUGCCUGUUGCUAUUAAAGUGCUGGAUGUCAAUGACAACGCCCCUGAAUUCGCAGCUGAAUAUGAGGCAUUUUUAUGUGAAAAUGGAAAGCCCGGCCAAGUCAUUCAAACAGUAAGCGCCAUGGACAAAGAUGAUCCCAAAAAUGGACAUUAUUUCUUGUACAGUCUUCUUCCAGAAAUGGUCAACAACCCAAAUUUCACCAUCAAGAAAAAUGAAGAUAACUCCUUGAGCAUUUUGGCAAAGCAUAAUGGAUUCAACCGGCAGAAGCAAGAAGUCUACCUUUUACCUAUAGUGAUCAGUGACAGUGGGAAUCCCCCUCUGAGCAGCACCAGUACCUUGACUAUCCGGGUCUGUGGCUGUAGCAAUGAUGGUGUGGUCCAGUCAUGCAAUGUUGAAGCUUAUGUCCUUCCUAUUGGACUCAGUAUGGGAGCCUUAAUUGCCAUACUAGCAUGCAUCAUUUUGCUGCUAGUCAUUGUGGUCCUGUUCGUUACCCUGAGGCGGCAUAAAAAUGAGCCAUUAAUUAUCAAAGACGAUGAAGAUGUUCGAGAAAACAUCAUCCGCUACGAUGAUGAAGGAGGCGGGGAGGAGGACACAGAGGCUUUUGACAUUGCAACUUUGCAAAAUCCAGAUGGAAUUAAUGGAUUUUUACCCCGUAAGGAUAUUAAACCAGAUUUGCAGUUUAUGCCAAGGCAAGGGCUUGCUCCAGUUCCAAAUGGUGUUGAUGUCGAUGAAUUUAUAAAUGUAAGGCUGCAUGAGGCAGAUAAUGACCCCACGGCCCCACCAUAUGACUCCAUUCAGAUUUAUGGCUAUGAAGGCCGAGGGUCUGUGGCUGGCUCCCUCAGCUCCCUGGAGUCCACCACAUCAGACUCAGACCAGAAUUUUGACUACCUCAGUGACUGGGGUCCCCGCUUUAAGAGACUGGGCGAACUCUACUCUGUUGGUGAAAGUGACAAAGAAACUUGACAGUGGAUUAUAUAAACAAUCAAUGGAACUGAGCAUUCUGUAAUAUUCUAGGGUCACUCCCCUUAGAUACAACAAAUGUGGCUAUUUGUUUUAGAGGCAAGUUUAGCACCAAUCAUCUAUAAACUCAACCACAUUUUAAUGUUGAACCAAAAAAUAAUAAAAAUAAAAAGUAUAUGUUAGGAGGUUAUAAUUCUUGUGGAGUGUGAAUUAAGUAUGUGGAGUGUCUAGAAGUCUUUGAAUAUUUGAUAUUUAACUGACUGCCUCGGUCAGAGAUUGGGAUCCUAGUUAACCAUUAGAGAAUUGUUUAAGAGGAAAAAAAACAAAAUUAAAAGGUGCUUUAUUAGAAAAAAAAUGAACCUGCAAGUAAUCUGCUGCUGAUAUGUGUCUUCUGCAAGGAUUUUUAUGAGUGCAAAUGGUUUCUUUCCCCUUCACCAAUAAGGAUCCCGUCACAAAUGAUAAAGCAAUACUUUGGUCCGCUGUACGUUAUGACUUUGUGGAGUUUGGGGAGGCCUCCUAGAUUAUAUGGUACGCGGUGACCACACGUUGUACAUAAAUGUUGGCCCCACUCACCAGAGACUGAAUAGCAUCUUUAAAUAUUGUGUCGAGCCUUAAAAAUAUUCACAUAUUCGUAAUCCAUUCCAGGGUGGGGAAUGCCAGCUGAAAGGUGGGAGGAGAGACAUGCCAUUCAAACAGGCUGUGUCUAGAAGCAGGAAGCCUGGUUCCCUCCACUUCAUCUUCUUCCACAAGGACACAGAGAUAAACUGUAUUCCACAGUGGACCACAUCAGAGACAGAUGGUUUUAUUGCUAGCGUGUGAAUUUAUUUGUUUAAUCCUCAAAAUAAAUAUUUUAUUGAUGUCCAAUAAUGCUUUUAUUUAUUAAGGUUGGUAAUCUAUAGAUUAAGGGAUUAUAUGGGGAAAACGAAAUUAUAUCCAUUAAUAAUCCUUUAGAUUGUUUUAUAUUAAUAUCUAUACAAUGAAUGUUUAAUACAUGUACAUUUUGAUGAGCUAAGUAUGGCAGGCAAUAUUAUCAAGGGGAGAGGUAAUAGUCUCUUUAGAGUAGAAAGUGAUAUUGUGACUGAUAAUGACAGGAACAGCAUUUCCCAGAGAAACUUUUGGACUGUUUUCUAUUUUCUUCAUAAUCCUAGUAUUUGGUGUUUUUACUACAAGCACAAACAUCUGAAGGUAUAUUGAUUCCUGUGAAUAUUUAAACUCUAGACUUUUAGAUACUUACAUAAUGCCCCACCCAAUAAAAAUGCUUCAAGUUGUCCUCCCCCAACUAAUUUAAAGCAGGAACUGAUUUGUACAUAAUUUUACUGCUUAUGUUUUUUACACUUCUGUCCCUGGUCAUGGUGAUGCGCAGAACGUGUUAGACUACAAAAACCGAGCAGCGCUAGAAUAUGUGAGCAUAUUUAGUUUGUAAUGCAAACCUGCCAUGUAGGAGUAGAAAAUGUAUGAUAAAACUCAAGUAUUACAUGCAGAUCAUUUUACUUUUAUACUUUGCUUUAAUGCAAUAUUGUUUAUUUACUCCAUGUGUUGUAUUCAGAGAAACUCCUGUAUUGUUUCCUACUUUGUGAAAUAUAUUUUUAUAAAUAC
This is a messenger RNA of Myodes glareolus (Bank vole), 4669 nucleotides long. It is a transcript of the gene Cdh8, whose product is annotated as cadherin 8. NCBI's taxonomy places the organism in Eukaryota, Metazoa, Chordata, Mammalia, Rodentia, Cricetidae. Gene Ontology annotation, cellular component: catenin complex; plasma membrane; adherens junction. The record is from RefSeq and is a predicted model, not a curated record. Gene Ontology annotation, molecular function: calcium ion binding; beta-catenin binding; cadherin binding. Gene Ontology annotation, biological process: homophilic cell-cell adhesion; cell migration; cell-cell adhesion mediated by cadherin.